Onthophagus taurus is the source of this 2333-nucleotide messenger RNA. The record is from RefSeq and is a predicted model, not a curated record. Lineage: Eukaryota; Metazoa; Arthropoda; Insecta; Coleoptera; Scarabaeidae.
GGUUCAAAAAUUCGUCAAAAAUGUCUAUAGAAGAUAUUAUUGAACCAAGUAAUGGAGAUAACAUAAUUAGAACCAAAGAAUGGGUGCCAUACGUUAAUCCCAAUGGUGUCGCCCAUGAAAUUUAUGCAGGAUUAAAAAAGAAUAAAAAUAAAUGUGCACAAAUUGAUGCCGUAUCAGGAGUUUCUGAAACGUUUCAUGCUGUUCUUGAAAGAUCAGUAAGAGUUGCGUGUCACUUGAAAAAAAUGGGAGUAACACCUAAAGAUAUUUUAACUCCGUGCACUACCAAUCACUUAAACACAAGCGUGAUUUUAUACGCAAUCUUCUUUACUGGUGCUAAACCAGCUUCACUUGAUCCUGGAGCACCCGAAGAAGACAAACUGAAGCAACUACAAUUAGUUAAACCCAAAUACAUAUUUGCCACUCCAGAAUGUGUACCUAAAUUAGAAAAUAUAAUAGAAAAACUCAGUUUAGAUACUAAAAUUGUCGUUUUUGGCGAAACAAGCAAGCACAUUUCUUUCGAUGAUUUGUUGACACCUUUACCUGAAGAAGAGAAGAAUUUUAAAGUUUACACCACCAACAAUGUUUUUGAUACCGCCAUGAUUGUUUUUAGCAGUGGUACAACUGGUUCACCAAAAGGAAUUUGUAUAACUCAUUAUCAAAUAUUAGCUAUUUUGUCUAAUCAAAAUUUUGAUAGANCAAGUAAUGGAGAUAACAUAAUUAGAACCAAAGAAUGGGUGCCAUACGUUAAUCCCAAUGGUGUCGCCCAUGAAAUUUAUGCAGGAUUAAAAAAGAAUAAAAAUAAAUGUGCACAAAUUGAUGCCGUAUCAGGAGUUUCUGAAACGUUUCAUGCUGUUCUUGAAAGAUCAGUAAGAGUUGCGUGUCACUUGAAAAAAAUGGGAGUAACACCUAAAGAUAUUUUAACUCCGUGCACUACCAAUCACUUAAACACAAGCGUGAUUUUAUACGCAAUCUUCUUUACUGGUGCUAAACCAGCUUCACUUGAUCCUGGAGCACCCGAAGAAGACAAACUGAAGCAACUACAAUUAGUUAAACCCAAAUACAUAUUUGCCACUCCAGAAUGUGUACCUAAAUUAGAAAUUAUAAUAGAAAAACUCAGUUUAGAUACUAAAAUUGUCGUUUUUGGCGAAACAAGCAAGCACAUUUCUUUCGAUGAUUUGUUGACACCUUUACCUGAAGAAGAGAAGAAUUUUAAAGUUUACACCACCAACAAUGUUUUUGAUACCGCCAUGAUUGUUUUUAGCAGUGGUACAACUGGUUCACCAAAAGGAAUUUGUAUAACUCAUUAUCAAAUAUUAGCUAUUUUGUCUAAUCAAAAGAGACCGUUGCAAAAGCCUGACGAAGAAUUACCAGUAACAAUGUCGUAUGCCUCUUUGGUUUGGACUUCAGGAAUUAUGUUAUCAGUUAUGAGCCCCGUAAUUCCACAAACAAAACUGUUAUGUUCCAACUUUGAAGUAGAAAAAACUUGGACAUAUCUUGAAAAGUACAAAGUGUCCGUAACGUUUUUUGCGCCUCAAGAUUUCUUAGCUUUAGUUAGAUCAGAUAAACCAUCCGGAUUGGAAUUGCCAUCAUUGAAAAUGAUCGCACCAGCAGGUGGGGCAGUUUCGUUAGAAACAUUAACCAAGGCGAAAAUUUUGUUUCCAACUACCCUCGUUUUCCAAGCUUAUAGUCAAACGGAAUUAUGGGGAUUCGGACUCAUUCCUUUAUAUACUCCCGAAGGAUUUGGUGAAUUAACAAGAAAACCAACGUCAACAGGAAAACCAAUGAAAGGGGGUAUUUAUAAAGUCGUUGAUCCUGAAACAGAGGAAGUUCUUGGACCAAAUAAACCUGGAGAAUUACGCAUAAAAACAAAAAUGAUUAUGAAUGGUUAUUACAAAACCGGUAGCCGCGAUAGAUUUGAUUCUGAAGGUUUCCUAAAAACCGGUGAUAUAAUGUACUAUGAUGAAGAUUACACGUUUUUCUUCGUUGAACGGCAAAAAGAAAUGUUAAGGUAUAAAAUGUGCGCAGUUGCACCAACGGAACUCGAAGCAAUUAUCGUUCAACAUCCCUCGGUUGAAGUAGCUGUAGUUUUAGGACUUCCCAGCGAUGAAGGCGACAUCAUCACUGCUGUUGUAGUAAAAUCUAACGAUAAUGUUACCGCUGAAGAACUAGAACAAUUAGUGGCAAGUCAAGUUGAUGACAGAAAACGAUUAAGAGGUGGUGUUAAAUUUAUUAGUAAAGAAGAAAUCCCUUUUACACCAUCUGGAAAAAUUAAAAGAAGACUUCUUCGUCAAUAUAUAAUGGAAAAAAAUUAAAAAUUAAUUAUUACACUAAAA